AUGCGGUUAACCCCUUGCCGAUAUGCCGCGCUCCUCUCGAUAGCUGCGACCACUUUUGCGCUCGCUGAUUCUAUCGUCGACCCCCUCGCGUAUGGCGUCUUUGAGGACUUCUCACCAGUUCAGAGGAGGGAAAUCACCUGCCCGAAUAACUAUUUCAGCUGCGAGGAUAGGGGCGCCGUCUUCGAAGGUACUUGCUGCGAGAACGGACAGCUGUGUGCCCUAGACGCCUACAGCUCAGCAGCUUGCUGUCCUACUACAGCCACCUGUACUGGCGUAGCACCAACUGGCCCAACACCCACCCUGUCCUACGUCAUCAAUACAUAUUUCUCGUUUCCGUAUAUACCGACGUCCUUUGCGAACUCGGUGGCAUGUACAUCGGCUCUCAACCAAUGCUCGAGGAACUACGCAUCGUGUGUCUCAGGCUUAGGUGGCAAUAGCGCGGCUUACGGUGUGACCAUCGUGGUCCCGGGGGGAGGCGGGACGACGGUCGACGUCACGCAAGCUACCGGACUUCCCGCCGCAUCGGCGACAUCUGUGUGCUCGAGUCUAUCAUCCGAGGCUUGCUUUAAUUUAAAUAGUGCUCAAUGCACCCAAGCCGGCACCACUGGGGGUUUUAUCAUAGGUACCGGAAAUGCAGCUACACGACCUACCGCCGCUUCUAUAGCUGCUGUUAUCGCUGGCGUUGGUCUGAGUCUUAUUGCACCAGCGCUCCUAGCCAUCCAAGCCAGCACGAUGUCAGCCACCACCCAAACAGCAGACCAACCGCCCGUAUACUUGAGCGAGGUGAGCGUCGUAGCGCCCAAGCCUAUACGGCCGAUGCCGUCGACCUCCGCUCUGGAGACAGUAGAACCGCCUCUGGAGCGCGUACCGUCGAACUCGCUGAGCAUGAAGCCCGACGAGUUGCAGCAGAACCUGUUCCAGUCCUUUCUGCGGCUGUGCAACCUAGAGCGGCCUGCUAUUCUCCGCAGACGAGUGUCUACGGGCCGCAUCCGUCGCUGGGGUAUGGGCAUGCGCGAUACUAAGAAGAUCGCUUACGAGGAUACCAGCUUGAUACGACGAGAUGUCGCUGCUCCGACUUGA
This is a messenger RNA of Daldinia caldariorum, 1080 nucleotides long. RefSeq lists its product as uncharacterized. The coding region runs from base 1 to 1080 and encodes 359 amino acids. The record is from RefSeq and is a predicted model, not a curated record. The transcript has 3 exons. NCBI's taxonomy places the organism in Eukaryota, Fungi, Ascomycota, Sordariomycetes, Xylariales, Hypoxylaceae.